CUUGUAACACGCAGUUCUCGAAUAGAACGUAAUCGCAUUCCGUUCAAAUAAAAAUCAACUUGAAAGCAACAGCGAGCAAAUUUUUCUUGCACCUGGUCUUGCAAAUUUAAACGUUAUUACUUGUAAUGAUACUACGAUAGUCAUUUAGAUAUCAGUGUACAUUGAAGCAAUUUGCAAAGUUUGUGCGGACGUUAACUUCGUUGCAACAAAAGACGGUCAGGGUUGAUAUCUUGGUGAACAGCAGCGAGUGAUUUCUGUCUUGCAAUCGAAACUUUGUAACUUCGAAAGUUGGUGACUAGUGAACAAGCUGAGUGUUGAAUAGGCAUUUUGGCGGGUCUUAAAUACAUAUAUCGAGGCUGCAACAAGUAAAUCCGGUGAAAAUGAAGAAGACGAAAGAUCUUCAAUUACUUGCGACGUUUCUUCUAUUGGUGUUUUUCGUAUCACCAUCAUUUACUUGGGCUCUUACGACAUUCGGCAAACCCAGCGCAACGCAGAACCAAAAUUCUCCACCACCGCCUACGCCAGUCGGGAAAGCUCGAGAAUGUAAAUUGGAGUCUGAUUGCGCUGGAAUCCAAAAUACAACAUGUAUGUCGGAUCAUCGUGACGGAAGAACACGUUGUCUUUGUGGAGACUAUUCCGCUCCUCUUAAUGGCGCGUGUACCAAUAAAUUCAAAGCGUUACAUACUUCGUGUAACGAUGAUUCUGAAUGCAUUGAGGGUGCACAUUGCAUACAACGGAACAAUACCAUGUCCGGAAAACGUUGCUAUUGCCAAGAAGGAUAUACCGAAGAGGGUGUGUUAUUUUGCAAUGGUAGCUCAUCCGUCCACAUAUUUCACACAACACUUCUGUUACUUACAUUGAGUAUUAUAAAACAAAACUUCUGUUAAUUUGAAUAUUGCAAGACGAACCUUAUAAAUUCUUCAAAAUUUUAAACCUGCUAAAACAUUGCUGAAACUCUAAACUAUGAAUCAACCAAAAAUACCAUAUUGUGUAGAGUUAGAAAAUAGUCUUAAGUUUACCGCAAUUACAGUACAAAUUUUAAAUGUGUUUCAUAACUACUAUUGGGUUUAAUAACUGUACUUGGAAAGUAAUAAAUUACUUAUACGCGACAUAACUUUAAAAAAUAUAUUAUAUUUUCAUUGCAAGUAAUUAUGUUUAAAAAUACAUCUUUCGUGUAUUUAAAAUAAAUACUGGUUACGUAUAUUUAAAAUAUUUUAUUGUAUUUUUGGAUAAUUCAUUUUAUGAAAAAAUAUGUGCAACAUCAAUAGGUACAAAACAUAAUAUAUUCUAAUUCUUAAUUGUCCUAUAAACUUCGUUAUGAUUAUGGUAUGUUUCAGUUGUCACUACAUUUUCUAAUUAAUAGUAAUGCAAUUUAGUAACAUAUGUAUUAUCAUAAUUCAAAUACUUAAUUUUUUAAAAUAUACGUAUUUCAUAUUUAAUGUUGACAAUCUCUCAUAGAUUUGUUUUGUACUAUUAAGAAUUAAAUUUUAUUCCAUAGUGCAAACGUCUAUUAUACGGUAUAUUAAGAUACUUAAAGAUAAUUAAAAUAUUUCAAUAACAUAUCGUUAUUUAAGUAUGAAUAUGUAACGAAUCCUUCACUUAAGAGCAAUUUUUUCGUAAAACUUUGUAGUAGGGUUUUGUAAAAUGUUUUACCUACAUUUUAUCGUAAUUUCAAUCUCUGUAUUGUAUGUCUAUGAUUAUUGAUUCUUAUCUUUUAAAUAUUUAUACGUAUAAUUAAUACUUGGAACUUUGCAAUAAAAAUUAUAUUAGUGUAGAAUAUUAGAUAAUUCACGAGACAUAUUAGAAUCAACGACUUAGAUAUAAGUAAAGAAUUUUAAUUCGUGAUCACUUUGUUCUGCAAUUUGUUGUCUAGUUGUAUUUAGUUGCAUGUACAUGUAAAGUUUAUAAUUUUCUUAGAGUAUAGAACAUUAACAUAUAUAUACCAUAAUUAUGUUUAACUUCGUUUGAAUAUUUUAUAAUGUACUUAUGAUAUUCUGAUUAUAUUAAUUAAACUGCAAAGUCAGUUCUUCUUUGGAAAUUAUCGAAAGUAAUGAUAGAAUUUGUUUGUUUCAUGUAAAAUUUGUCAAUUCAUUUCUAGAAUAAUCUAAGCUGAUCUACACUAGUUUACAGAAUACAAAAAUUUGACUUUUUAAUUAUAUAUAUAAUAUCGUGUUAUAUGAUAAAAUAUAAUUUCAGUUAAAUAUCAUUUGCGAAAUUAUGAUCUACUCCUUUUGUAUCAAAGAUUCAGUGGCGCUACAUAAUUCUAACUAUAAAUAUACAAGAUGUCUCAAGACAGAUUAUAUGAUCAAGUAGGAAGACACUAUAUCGUAUAUGCGAAAGAUGAAGAAGAGAAUAAUGCUUUUUUAUUUCAUGUGUAGUCGAGAAAAUUGAGUUUCAAAAUUCAUGAAGCAUAUAUACGUGCACUCAGUAUCACUUCUAUUUCAAAUCCAAUUUUCUCAAAUAUGUGACUUUAAACAAAGAAAGCAAACUAUAUUCUGCAUUUUCCGUUUUAAGUUAAUUUAUCCUACAUUAUGUUAAGUAAAAUCAUAUUACUUGUGGGGUCAAUAAUUAUAAUAGCCAUAUCUAUUCGACAAAUUUUCGAAUUUAAUUUUCACGAAAACAGUGUCUCAAGUUAAAAAAUUUGUCUUUCUUCAUCUUGAUUCCUAGCUGAUUAUAUCACCCACACUGAGACUCUUCAUGUUUACUAAUUUUUAUUUUUCAAGAACAUUUCUUUAAAAUUUCAAUUUUGUAAAAAGUUCAGUUAUUAAAAUUUAACGUGCCUAAUGAAAUUUUAUAUGAUAUAACAACUUCAUUCUAUAUAUUAUAAAAAAAGUUGUAACUUAAGAUAUUACUAUCACACAAUUUUAUCAAAUAGAAUAUAGUAAGUACUAUUACAGAUCGUUCAAUUUAGUAUCUAUAAGUAAAAAAAACAAUGCCUUUAUGUUCAUGAUUUAUUCCUAGUUACAGCUAGCAAAUUUUAAGUCGAUAAUCCCAGUGUAGCAGUUAGACGUACGUAAAUACAUAUAAUAUAAAGUUGUAACAUGCCAAUAAUGCCUCAAGUACCAAUGACUGUAUGAAACAAACUAUGUAAUAACUAUACAACUAAAUAACAUGUAUACUAAAAUUUACGUUAAUGCGAAUUUAUCAGAACACAAAUGGACAGCAAUAUUUAUUUCAAUUAUGAUGCAUAGCAUUUUAUAACGUUUGUAAAUUGAUAGUAGCAUAAUAACGAACUGUACUAUUCGUCUCCACUAUUUGAAUAUGUUAUUAGCACGAAUAUAUUAUGCACUAAUAAAUUUUUUCUGUAUUCUGAACAUAUGUAUCACCGUACUUCUUAAUAAUAUAUUAAUUGUAGAUUACACGAGUCAAUUAUAAAAAGUAAAUAAAUGGAAUACUUCAUAUAUUUUGUUAA
Bombus pascuorum is the source of this 3412-nucleotide messenger RNA. RefSeq lists its product as uncharacterized. Lineage: Eukaryota; Metazoa; Arthropoda; Insecta; Hymenoptera; Apidae. The record is from RefSeq and is a predicted model, not a curated record. The transcript is spliced from 4 exons. The coding region runs from base 381 to 887 and encodes 168 amino acids.